Messenger RNA from Etheostoma spectabile (orangethroat darter), 1940 nucleotides. RefSeq names its product anaphase promoting complex subunit 13 (gene anapc13). The record is from RefSeq and is a predicted model, not a curated record. Lineage: Eukaryota; Metazoa; Chordata; Actinopteri; Perciformes; Percidae. The transcript is spliced from 2 exons. Gene Ontology annotation, biological process: protein K11-linked ubiquitination. The coding region runs from base 261 to 485 and encodes 74 amino acids. Gene Ontology annotation, cellular component: anaphase-promoting complex.
CCAGCUGUGACUCUCCGCAUCUGCGUAGCUCAAAAGGCUAAAAAACCUAAAAACUAGAGACAAACCCAUACUCAAAGCCUGUUGUUCGCAGACUUUGCCAAACCGUGUGUUACUUUUUCGUUGUCUGGUAGGCUAACUGGUAUAUUUGUAAGGCUAUCUCCACCUUCUGCCACAGUGUGUUAAGUGUUGCACUUAGCUUGAGGCUAACUCGGUCCGAGGAGAAGAUCUCAGAAGCUUGACCCCGGAGCCUUGCUCAGAGAAUGGACAGUGAAAUCCAACGAGACGGGAGAGUCCUGGACCUCACUGAUGACGCCUGGAGGGAAGACAGACUGCCGUAUGAAGAUGUCACCAUCCCUCUGAGCGAGUUGCCUGAGGCUGAGCAGGACAACGGAGGCUCCACGGAGUCUGUGAAAGAACAAGAGAUGAAGUGGACAGACCUCGCUCUGCAGAGCCUGCAUGAAAACACACCGAGCACCGGCAGCUGAAAGACAAAUCUGGAAUCGGACUGUAAGACAGAAAAACACAUGCAUGAGGACACCGGAUUCACACACGUUAAUCACCUUCUCUUUGCAUUGUAUUGCGUCUUUUGAAUGCUUCGCAGGACGUUCUAGUUUUCAGCUAAGCAGUAAUUUUGCAUACAUUGUUUUUGCAUUGGUAUUGGGUUUAUGUUGCAGUCUUUAUCAAUAUAAAAUAACAACCUUGUAAUAGCAUAAAUGGAAAAGCGUCUUUUCCAAUUGUCCUGCAUUUUUUAUUUAUUUAUUUUUUUAGUUUUUGUUGAAUCCAGAAAGUGAGGAGGACAGUGGACUUUCACACAGAUACUGCGUGUGUACUCUGUGUUAAAGUAUUCUUUUUUUUUUUUUCUUUACUUACUAAAAAUGCUUAGAAAAAUGUCUUCUUUCCAGGUUGGUUAUCUUUAGGCAGCAUAUUUAACUAUUUUAUCCAGAAACCUUUGAGAAAAAUGUAAGUCCCUCCAAACGUGCUUUCAUUUUUUGGUAUUUAACAUUUUCACAACUCUGUGUGGAAAUACAAAUCUCAAGUCCUUUUUUUUUCUCAUUUCAUUCUCUUGCGUCGUGACCCAGGCUGAGCACCUCUGUAGGAACCUCCCUGAGAGGUUUAAACCAGGAAAAAGAAAGUCCUGACUGCAGCUUCAUCGUCACUGUGUGUGUGCAGCCUCUGCCAUGAGCUUGCGAAUGUGGUCAUGCGGCCCCCUACCCAGCAGGGCUGAGGGGUGUCUGUAGGAGCCCCCUAGACGGUCCCAGAGUGUAAAGUAUUGUCCAUAGUUGUAGUUGAAGAAGAGAUGAUGGUCUACGUGGUGAGCAGCACCAUUGAUCAGACAUAUCAGGGGGCCGGGAAUGCGGUAGUCCCCAUCAUGUAUGGAAAUGGUCCAGAUGUUGACAAAGACAAAUAGUGAGAGGUAGACCACCUGUAAUUUACAUAUCCAAAACAUUUUACAGUUAAGAAGAGAGAGCAUCACAUUAAUGUCCUCAGUGUACAAGUUUAAGUUUUAACAGCAACAUUGUGAAAAAUGCAGUGGAGCUUGUGUAGUCCUAAUUUACAAGACUGUUACUCCUCAGACAUAACAUCAAAAUGUUUAUCAAAGAGUGACAAGUAGACCAGUAGUACCUUGUGGAGGGGGAAGAUGAAUGGGUAGAUGUGAUAGGGUAAGCUCUGCAGGAAGCCGUCAAGUGGGUGGAAGGCAUGGCUGGCAAAAGGCGAAGGGAUCUUGAAUAUAUGGUGCUGCUUAUGUAAGUGCUGAGGGGAAGAAACAGAAGUUGUUUAUAUAUUAAUACCAAUAGUCUUCAGAUGGAAAACAGUUUAAAUUUCAAACAAGUAAGCCAUCUAAUGAUUAAAGUACAGUUACUGAUUUCAUAUUUUGAGAUGUAAAUCAGUUGCUUGUGUGUCAUGUUUGUGUCCACCAGAUACAUUUUAAUAUUCAAUCU